UGCACAGGACUCUGAGAGGCUGCUCGGGCCUUGAAAUGAUCCUUCUUACAAGGAUUUUCCUUCUUCCUCAAGGGAAAGAAAACCCAUUGAUAUAAAACCCCACUUGCCUUCCGGCUUCCCCUGCUAACUGCCACUCCAACAGAGACCGAGUGUGGACAAAUACAGGAGAAAGAAAAAAUCGUAAGCUGAGCCUGGUCACAUUGCCCCUUGUGAUAUAGUUUUAUUUUUAACUUCAAAACACUUGAACUAUUUCUGUUGAAGUUUUUUUCUCCUUUCCCUACCUCCUCGACGAAACUCUGUCCUCUGCUGCAGCCAAUGCACGCCGAGCCACCUCCGGCAGUCUACUUGCUCACCAUCAAGGGACACAAGUGCAGCAGAUGCUGACUCAGCCCAUGCCAUUAAGAGUUACAAAGCAAGAAGAAAUUUGGAAGCUAUGCGUAGGGCGCGCAGGCCUCCACCAGGGCAGCACAGGCACUGUGACAGAUGCUUCAACCGUCACUGCCACAUGCCUAUGGAGCCUGGUGUCUCCUGCCUGGUGAUAAACUGCCACCUGUCCUGCGGUGCUACCUUCCACAUGUGCAAAGAGGCAGAGCACGAGCUCCUGUGCCCUUUGGAGCAGGUUCCGUGCCUCAACUCCGAAUAUGGCUGCCCCCUUUCCAUUUCCCGUCACAAGCUGGCCAAGCACCUGCAAGUGUGCCCCGCCAGCGUGGUCUGCUGCUCCAUGGAGUGGAACCGCUGGCCAAACUUGGACUCUGAAACAGCCCUUCACGAGAACAUCAUGAAAGAGACCCCCAAUGAGGAGUGCUUGGACACAGCCCUGGCCCUCCAAGACCAGAAGGUCCUCUUUAGAUCUCUGAAAAUGGUAGAACUUUUCCCAGAAACUAGAGAACCCAUGGAAGAGGAACCUACCAUGAAUGGUGAAGCCAGUUGGAAGGAAAUGGAAGGAGCGGUGGGUGGGGCAGAUGCUGGUUUGGUAACAACCACCAACGGAGAGGUGGCAGAGCUGAGUCAAGAAGAACGAGAGGUAUUAGCCAAAACCAGAGAAGGGAUGGACCUAGCCAAGUUUGACAAGUGGGAAAAUAUGUUCAGCAAAGAGCAUGCGGCCUCUGCUUUAACGAGCUCAUCAGUGAGCAGUGAGAGCAAGAGCAGGGAUGGCCCAGAGAAAGAACAGAUUUCCAGCAGCAACAACAUGGUAGAAAAGAGCGCUGCCAAAGGGAAGGAAACACAGGAAGACCAGAAGCAGCAGGACUUUCAUGAAGCCAUAGAAAAGUCAGGGCUUGCCCCUUGGCAGGAUGGUGUUCUGGAAAGACUGAAAACAGCUAUGGAUGCAAAGGACUAUAAUAUGUAUCUGGUGCACAAUGGGAGGAUGCUUAUUCACUUUGGUCAGAUGCCUGCUUGUACACCUAAAGAGAGAGACUUUGUUUAUGGCAAACUCGAGGCUCAGGAAGUGAAGACUGUUUACACCUUCAAAGUUCCCAUGAGCUACUGCGGGAAGCGGGCUCACCUCAGAGACACCUCGUUGAGUAGUAGGCCAAGUGAACACAAGGCAGUAGAUACUUUGGAUUUAGGGAUCACUGUGGAGGACCUCCCCAAAUCAGAUCUCAUCAAGACCACCCUGCUGUGUGCUCUGGAAAGAGAACUCAAAGGUCAUGUCAUCUCUGAAUCCAGGAGCAUUGAUGGGGUGUUCAUGGAUUUUGCUACACAGACAUACAGUUUUGAGCCAGAACAAUUUUCCUCCAGGACGGUGCUGGCUGACCUUCUAACCACUGCCAAUCUGAAUGGGCUCCAUAUGGAGCUCCACAGUGAGUGUGUGACCAGGAGACACAACAAGAGCAGUUCUGCCUUUACUUUCACUUGCAACAAAUUCUUCAGGAGGGAUGAAUUUCCCCUACAUUUCAAGAAUGUCCACACAGACAUUCAGUCAUGUCUCAAUGGUUGGUUCCAGCACCGAUGCCCCCUUGCCUACUUGGGAUGUACCUUUAUUCAAAACCAUUUCUGUCCCCCAGGGAAAAAGGCAAAAGUAAUCUACAGUCAGGAGCUCAAGACCUUUGCCAUCAAGCCGGAGGUUGCUUCAGAGCUGAGUGAGGGAGGGAACAACCAUCUCUCAGGCCGUGAAGGAAAAAACCAGAAUUCUCUAACCAGCCUGCCCCUGGAGGUUUUGCAGUACAUUGCUGGGUUCUUAGACAGCAUCAGCCUAUCCCAGCUCUCCCAGGUGUCCGUGCUGAUGAGGAAUAUCUGUGCCACUUUGUUACAAGAGAGAGGGAUGGUCCUCCUGCAAUGGAAGAAGAAGAGGUAUUCCCAUGGAGGCACCUCGUGGAGAGUUCACAGAAAGAUCUGGCAAUUCAGCAGCCUCUUCUCCAAAAUCAAGGGCUGGGAGUUUAAUGAAGUUGCCUCCAUGUCUGAGCACCUGAAGUCCUGUCCUUUCAACGUUGUAGAACACAAGACUGACCCGAUUCUUUUGACCAGCAUGUGUCAGCCCCGUAAGCAGGCCUCAGAGACUUUAGUCACAACCUUUAAUGCCAGACCAAGAGGAAGACACACCUACUAAAGGCUCAGAAGCCACCCUUCUUGGAUUCCCACUCAGGGUUACUGAAAGUUCGACAGAGUUUGGUUUUGAGGACUUCCUUCUGUAAACUGCAAAUGUGCUUAUCUCGGUGUUUUGGAACAUGCAAAUGUCCUUCAAAACCUGAGCAGCUGCACAAGGCCGAAGAAUUUCCUAAGCCAUGACUUGUAUAACUGCUAUAGUGCCAUACUGAUAACUUAUUUCCUCCCUCCCCCCACACUCUUUUUCUAAAAUAAAUCAGUCUGUGAAGUAUUUUAAAUAGGUGACUUGAGGCCAUUUGGAAGAUGAGAUGAGAGAGCCGUGAAAUUCCAUAACCAGCACAGGCCUGUGCUUUUGUGGAGAGCUUUUCAGUUUAUAAGCACUUGUAAUGAUAUGGAGCAGGCAAUGUAGGGAUGGGGACUGACAUGCCUCCCAGGGCACCCAGGGUGAAGGGCACAGUUUGAAAUUUCUGGAGCUGGGGUUGUCCUGACAGCCAAGUCCAGGGCUUUUUUUAGUUGCCCCACUGCGUCUAAGCCCAGACAGUCCAAACAGCCCGAAAGAAUAGAGACCUAGGCUAAGCACAACAGCCUCGAGGACACCAAAGGCCAAAGGAUGAGAGGUAGACAUGAGGUCCUAGAAUGCGAUUGUUGUAUAGAAUCCUGGCAACAUAUAGAAGGACAGCCUUGAAAAAUGAAGAAGAAUCCAGAGGAGAUAUUAUAUUUAUGGAGAAAAUUAGGGCCAAAAGCCAGAGCCUACUUUCAAACAUUUUAAUAGUGACUUGAGAGUCAAGGUUCUUUUCCUCUGAAAAUU
Messenger RNA from Orcinus orca (killer whale), 3352 nucleotides. It is a transcript of the gene FBXO40, whose product is annotated as F-box protein 40. Lineage: Eukaryota; Metazoa; Chordata; Mammalia; Artiodactyla; Delphinidae. The transcript has 4 exons. The record is from RefSeq and is a predicted model, not a curated record. Gene Ontology annotation, cellular component: cytoplasm. Gene Ontology annotation, molecular function: ubiquitin protein ligase activity; protein binding; zinc ion binding. Bases 434 to 2548 code for a protein of 704 amino acids.